UCUACUUCCUGUUUCAGUGAUGUACUUCCUGUUUCGUGAUGUCCAUGUGGUAAACAAGCGUCCCGGGUUACACCAACAUGGACUUUUCAGCUAAGUGGAGUAAUGUACCGACAGGACCGAGUCUAAAGAACCUGACCGAUGGAGAAUUCGGUAAACUGAAAGAGACGCAACACGCCGCCGUUCAGGACCUGACUAAAGCCCACAUCGAGUCGUUUGAUCAGGCUGUCACUGAUGGACUCAACCGCCUUGUGCAGGCGAUUCCUCCGAUAGAGUUCAUGUGCAGAAAUGAAAAGUUGAGCCUCACGUUCGUUGAUGCAACCAUCCAGAACCCGCUGGUCGCCAAAGGCAGCAUCUGCACAGAGAUGAAGGUGUUUCCAGCAGAAUGCAGAGGAAGGAGGAGUACUUACCGAGGAAAAGUGGUGGCAGACGUCAGCUGGUCCAUCAACGGCUUUCCCAAAGGCAUCAUUAAGCAGUCCCUGGGCCAGGUGCCGAUCAUGGUGAAGUCAAAGCUGUGUAACCUCUACGGCAUGUCCCCCAAGGAGCUCGUAAAGCAUCACGAAGAAGCAGAGGAAAUGGGAGGUUACUUCAUCGUGAACGGAAUCGAGAAGGUGAUCCGGAUGCUGAUAAUGCCGAGGAGGAACUAUCCCAUCGCCAUGUCGAGACCCAAGUGGAAGAGCAGGGGUCAGGGCUACACCCAGUUUGGUAUUUCUAUGCGUUGUGUGAAGGAGGAGCACACAGCCAUCAACAUGAACCUCCAUUACCUGGAAAAUGGGACAAUGAUGCUGAACUUCAUCUACCAGAAGGAGCUCUUCUUCCUCCCUUUAGGUUUUGCUCUGAAGGCCCUGGUGGACUUCACAGACUUCCAGAUCCACCAGGAGCUGAUCAAAGGCCGCGAGGACAAUUCUUUCUACAAGACCUGCGUGUCAGAGAUGCUGCGUAUGGUGAUGGAGGAGGGCUGCACCACCCGCAGCAGUGUGCUCAGUUACCUGGGAGAGCGCUUCAGGGUCAAGCUGAACCUACCUGAGUGGUACACCAACGAGCAGUGUGCCAACGUCCUCCUAAACGAAUGCAUUUGCAUCCACCUGAAAUCGGACACAGAGAAGUUCUUCCUGCUUUGUCUAAUGACCCGGAAGCUUUUCUCGUACGCCAAGCAGGAGUGCAUGGAAGAAAACCCCGACAGCAUCGUGACUCAAGAAGUGCUCACGGCUGGUCAGCUGUACCUCAUGUUCCUGAAGGAGCGGCUGACUGCCUGGUUGGUCUCUGUCAAACUGUCCUUCGACAAAAGAGGAUCCAAGCUGUCUGGAGCCUGGACGACUGAGUCUGUGAUGAAGAUGUUGAACAUGGGCUCAGACCUGACGAAGCCUUUUGAGUAUUUGCUGGCCACUGGAAACCUUCACUCCAAGACUGGUCUUGGAAUGCUGCAGAACACGGGCCUCUGUGUUGUAGCCGACAAACUCAACUUCAUCCGUUACCUGUCCCAUUUCCGCUGCGUGCACCGAGGAGCGGCGUUCGCCAAGAUGAGGACCACCUCUGUUCGGAAGCUGCUCCCAGAGUCCUGGGGAUUCCUGUGUCCCGUCCACACUCCGGAUGGAGAGCCGUGUGGGCUCAUGAACCACAUGACCGCCAGCUGUGAAAUAGUUGCACCCUCCAUGUUCACCACGUCGCUGCCGGCUCUGUUUUGUUCCCUCGGUGUGACUCCUGUGGAUGGAACUCCUGGGCACGCCUACUCCGACUGUUACCCCGUGGUCCUGGACGGAGCUCUUGUGGGCUGGGUGGAGAGCGAUUUGGCUCCAGCUGUUGUCGAGUCACUGCGCAGGUUUAAGGUGCUGAGGGAAAAGAAAAUUCCUCCCUGGAUGGAGAUCGUCCUUGUUCCUAAAACGGGCAAAGCCAGCUUAUAUCCUGGCCUGUUCCUGUUCACAACGCCGUGUCGGAUGAUGCGUCCCGUACAGAAUUUAGCUCUCGGCAUGCAGGAGCUGAUCGGGACCUUUGAACAGCUUUACAUCAAUGUGGGGAUUUUGGAGGGCGAGGUUGAAGCGGGUGUCACCACACACCAGGAGCUGUUCCCCCACAGCAUGCUCAGUGUGGUGGCCAACUUCAUCCCCUACUCUGACCACAACCAGAGUCCCAGAAACAUGUACCAGUGUCAGAUGGGUAAGCAGACUAUGGGUUUUCCUCUACACUCGUUCACGGACCGAUCCGAUAAUAAGCUGUACCGGCUCCAGACCCCACAGAGCGCGCUGGUCAGGCCCUACAUGUACGACCAUUACAGCUUGGACAACUACCCUAGUGGCACCAACGCCAUCGUGGCCGUCAUAUCGUACUCGGGCUACGACAUGGAAGACGCCAUGAUCGUAAACAAGUCGUCCUGGGAGAGAGGCUUCGCUCAUGGGAGCAUCUACAAGACGGAGUUGGUGGACCUGGCAGAGAAGGUGAAAGGAGAGGACAGCGUGGUGUUUGGAACCAAGGCAGGCGACCCAAAAGUGAAGGACAGGCUGGAUGGGGAUGGUCUUCCUCACAUCGGAUCAGUGCUUCAGUAUGGAGACCCCUUCUACAGCUACAUCAACCUCAACACGGGCCAAAGCUUCGUCACCUUCUACAAGAGCCAAGAGGCCUGUGUUGUCGAUAACAUAAAGAUCUGCAGCAACGACUCCGGUUCAGGGCGUUUUAAACGAGUCUGCAUCACCGUCCGAGUGCCUCGAAACCCCACCAUUGGUGACAAGUUUGCUAGUCGCCACGGUCAGAAGGGGAUCCUGAGCCGCCUGUGGCCGGCGGAGGACAUGCCUUUCACCGAGAGCGGUAUGACUCCCGACAUUCUCUUCAACCCCCACGGGUUCCCCUCCCGUAUGACCAUAGGAAUGCUCAUUGAGAGCAUGGCUGGGAAGUCGGCCGCCCUGCACGGCCUCGGCCACGAUGCCACGCCGUUCACCUUCUCUGAAGACAGCGCGGCGCUGGAGUACUUUGGUAAAAUGCUGCGAGCGGGUGGCUACAACUAUUAUGGAACAGAGCGGCUGUACAGUGGGCUGAGCGGUCAGGAACUGGAGGCUGACAUCUUCAUCGGUGUCGUCUACUACCAGCGGCUACGUCACAUGGUUUCCGACAAAUUCCAGGUGAGGACCACGGGAGCACGAGACAAGGUGACCAACCAGCCUGUGGGAGGAAGAAACAUCCAGGGAGGCAUUCGUUUUGGAGAAAUGGAGCGCGACGCCCUGCUGGCUCACGGAUCCUCGUUCCUGCUUCAUGACCGUCUUUUUAACUGCUCAGAUCGCUCGGUCGCUCAGGUGUGCAUCGACUGCGGCAGCCUUCUGUCACCACUGCUGGAGAAACCUCCGCCCUACUGGUCUGCCAUGCGAAACCGGAAAACCGUCUGCUCCCUGUGUGGCAAAAGUGACUCCAUCGACUCUGUGUCGGUCCCGUACGUCUUCCGAUACUUCGUAGCCGAGCUCGCAGCGAUGAACAUCAAAGUCAAGCUGGAGGUUAAAUAAAGUUUUUCAGAAGAGAAACAAAGACUCGUGCCUUAAUUAUGACUUGAGUGGAAAUCAGAAUCAAGAAAUCAGUGAAACCGUGAUGUCGUGUCAAUGUGAUAGUUUAUCAGCCAUGAUGAUGAAAUGUUCUCCAAACCCAAUAAAAGUAUUUAGCUAACA
Messenger RNA from Nothobranchius furzeri (turquoise killifish), 3641 nucleotides. RefSeq names its product RNA polymerase I subunit B (gene polr1b). Gene Ontology annotation, molecular function: DNA binding; ribonucleoside binding. Lineage: Eukaryota; Metazoa; Chordata; Actinopteri; Cyprinodontiformes; Nothobranchiidae. Gene Ontology annotation, biological process: DNA-templated transcription. Gene Ontology annotation, cellular component: RNA polymerase I complex; nucleus. The record is from RefSeq and is a predicted model, not a curated record.